AUGUCGCUCCAUUCCAAAGGAUUUAUUGCGAAAGAGGCCGCACUAGCCAAUCUCAAAGACGCGCUCGCAACAAAGCAAGCCAGAAAUGAGUCGUCUAGAGGGUUGGGCGGGUAUGCGCUGCCAGCAAAUUCGAGGGAUGGUUCACAAACAAUCGUUUCUUCACGCUACUUUUCCGCGAACAAUACCAACUUUGGCAAGGUUUUGGUACCGAGCUCAAGUCCAAUUGUACCGUCGCCUCCUCGCAGGAAAAACCAAGCCCUUCAUGACGUGGCAGGCGGGCCCUACAAUCUCUUUCAAGAUGAUAUGCUUGUUGGCUCGUCUGGUUUCACGGUCAAUGGCGUUCCGGCAACAGACAAACUAGGUUCGAAUCGCCGACCAAGGGAGUCCAGUCUCGAUAGCGAGGAGGGGCCGCCACGUAAACGAGUUCAUACUUCAACAACCGGGCUCCUCGACUUCACUGCCUCACCCGUUUCACCCCAAGUGGGCAGGGCACCAAAACGUCGAUUUGUUGGAGACGACGAGCCGUCUGACGAAGACCUCCCCGAAAAUCUCACUCUUGCUGGGCCUUCGAAACCCCGUCUCACUCGAGACAGACCAGCAGCAGCUCCCCCUCCCCCUCCCCCGCCUUCAGACCUCGACGAUGUCGCAUUCACUAGAUUCAAACUUACCCAACCAACUCACAGUCCAGUUCGGAUACGUGCGGCAUGGGACCAAUCUGGUCAAAACGUUAAAGUUGCUACGGACAUGUUAGAAGACUCCAACUGGACACCAAACCCAAUUCCUUCUUCAGACAGUGUUGGAAGAGUGACAGAGGUUGAUGAAGCCAGCAAGGCUCAGCGCGCUGCAACAAAAGCCAAAGGCCAGCAGAGCGCUAUUUACGCCAACCGUCAACCACGACCUGCGGAAGAGAACAAGCUCCAAUUCCGUCAUUACACUGGACCAAAGGUCAAAGCAGGUUCGAAUGGGCCUUCCAACGCACCCUCCCCCGAGCCAACGACUUUACCUCGUCGAAGAGUGGCUCGUAAGCUUGUGUUUGACUCUGAUUCUGAUGGCGCGUAUUCGGAUGGUGGAGAACGCGACGAAAGCGACCGCGUCACGGAUCUACAUAGAGCUCGAACUUUGUCCUACUUCAAUUCUUCGAGUGAAGGGGCAUUACAAGAGCUCACUGGCUGCACGCCAGAACAAGCAACGAAGAUUGUCUCUCUGCGACCGUUUGAAACUGCAGAGGAUCUUCAGACCAAGCUUAAGCAACUGGCGAAGAAGAAGUCGGGGCUGAGCACUAAACUCUUUGAUGAUUGUACUGCAAUCUUCCAGGGUUAUGGAAGUGUCGACAGCGUGCUGGAGGAAUGUGAACACAUUGGCGACUCGCUUCGCUCCUCUAUCUCAAAAUGGAGCUCUACGAGUGGCGAAGCGGCCCUCGGGGAACAACUUGAAGAUGGCGCCUUGAGCUUGCGACAUGUCGACUUAUCUGGGAGCAAGCAGAAAAAUUAUCUCUCCUCUCAACCAAAGCUUAUUGCCCCCGACGUUCAACUGAAGGAGUACCAACUCCUGGGUGUGAACUGGUUAAAUCUCCUUUAUACCAGUGACCUGAGUUGUAUCCUCGCUGACGAAAUGGGUUUGGGCAAAACAAUCCAGGUUAUCAGUUUCUUUGCACAUCUCAAGGCCCAGGGAAACAAAGGUCCACAUCUUGUAAUUGUUCCGUCUUCAACAUUAGAAAACUGGUGUCGAGAAUUUGCCCGUUUUGUCCCCUCUAUCGCUAUUCAGACAUAUUACGCCGGCAAAGAGGAACGCCCAGAGCUUCGCGAGACCUUACUCGAUACGCAGAGAUCUCGAAGUCGCAAUGAUGAGGGUUGGGAAGUUCUCAUCACCACCUAUACUCUUGCGCAGGGCGACGAACGUGAUCGCAAAUUCUUCCGCAAAAUUCAAUGGGAUUGCUGUGUGUUCGAUGAAGGCCAUGUCCUGAAGAACUUCCAAUCACAGCGUUAUCAGUCCUUGUUGAAGUUUGGAUCCAAAUGGCGUCUGUUACUCACUGGCACACCCUUGCAAAACAACCUGCAAGAGCUAGUCUCCCUCAUGAACUUCAUCCUUCCUGAGCAAUUUUCUACCUCUAUGGGGUCUCUACGGGCCAUCUUCAAGGUUAAAGGUGAUUCGAAAGUGUCACUCUUAUCGCAAGAACGAGUUUCUCGUGCAAAGAAGAUGAUGACUCCAUUCGUUUUACGCCGCCGGAAAGACCAAGUCUUGAAAGAUCUUCCCAAGAAAACGGAGCGGAUCGAGUGGUGUGAGCUUACAGAUCUCCAGAAGUCGAUAUAUACCGACGCCCUACAACGCUCACGCAAAUUCGUACUUGAGACUGCCGAUCCUAGCAGUCGGGAGAGUUCGGCACCAGCGCCCACAAAGAAGAAGACGAAGCCAGCCGCCAAAAAGACAUAUUUGGAAAAUAGUUCCAAUGUUCUGAUGGACUUGCGGAAAGGCGCAUUGCAUCCAAUGCUCUUCCGCACCGAGUUUACGCUGGACAUCCUAAGCUCGAUGACAAAGGAGCUUCUCAAGGAACCCGACUUUAAAAAGCGCGGCGCUGUUUUCGAUCUGGUCAAAGAGGACAUGUCAGUGAUGACGGACUCAGAACUCCAAUAUUUCUGUGGGACGUACAAGUCCAUACGGAAAUAUCGUCGAGACGAUAGCUGUUAUCUCAACUCUGGCAAAGUACAAGCACUCUUGCGGCUGCUUGCUGAGUACAAGGAACAAAAGCGCAAAGUUCUUGUAUUCUCCCAGUUCACUCAGGUUCUUGACAUCAUCCAAGCCAUCCUGAAGAUCCAGGACAUAGAGUUCCUCAUUCUGACUGGCGCCACACCAGUCGAUGUUCGACAGUCUCUGGUUGAUGAGUUUUCAGAGCGCGAUGACCUUGAUGUCUUCCUUCUGUCAACCAAGGCCGGAGGCAUGGGUAUCAAUUUGACCGCCGCAUCGGUUGUGAUCAUGUUCGAUCAAGACUUCAAUCCUCACAACGACCGCCAAGCACAGGACAGGGCCUACCGAAUCGGCCAACAACGGGACGUCGAGGUCAUCAAGCUCAUCACGCGUGGAACCAUAGAAGAAGACAUGCUCAGAUUGGGGGAAACAAAAUUGGCAUUAGACGAGGCAGUCGCGGGCGACUCGGAAGAGGGUCGUGAUGGCGAGAGUGCACCUGAGCGGGAGAUGAAGCAAUCGUUGCUUGCCUCUCUCCGAGAACAAUUCAAAGCUGAAGCCUAA
Messenger RNA from Mycena indigotica, 3243 nucleotides. RefSeq names its product SNF2 family DNA-dependent ATPase. Gene Ontology annotation, cellular component: nucleus. The transcript is spliced from 12 exons. The record is from RefSeq and is a predicted model, not a curated record. Lineage: Eukaryota; Fungi; Basidiomycota; Agaricomycetes; Agaricales; Mycenaceae. Gene Ontology annotation, molecular function: chromatin binding; ATP binding; ATP-dependent chromatin remodeler activity. Bases 1 to 3243 code for a protein of 1080 amino acids.